UUGAAUAAAACUCCAAACCACUGCUGCCGUUUAUCACGCACGAUGACAGCUGCUUUAGGUAGUCCAAUUACCAACUGGUGCAUAUAACAGGGACACUUUGAGUUCAUUCGUAACUUGGAAGUAUAAGUAUGACACUACACAUCUGUCCACUCCGUACUGAUAACUGGGAGCCAGCUGGAAACUAAGUAUGUUGUUGGACCACGGAGACAAACACACCAGACAGAUGGACUUAUGAAAGCUGGAUAACUGAUACUGCCAGAGACAAGACUCCAGACAGAGAAGAACACUGACCAUACAGAUAUUCCACAUUAGUGGCCAAUAUUCCUCGGUGCCUCCCGCUCAUCAUACCAAUUUUCCCUGGGACCAAGUGCCGCACACACACCCCGAGGAGAAGAGCAAAUACCAGCAGUGUCACCACUUCCUCUGACAAGCACCAAUUAGUCAAGUCACUUGAAACUGACGACCUAUUAUCUGACCCAAGAACCCAAUGCCAACUGGCACUUCCUAUAUAUAUCAAUGUUUGCUGGCUUUAAAUCCAAGCAAACAAUUUCCAGUAAGCUCAUUGAAAACUGACAUCAAUCACAGUGAACUAGUUUGUUGACAGUGAGCAAUUGGUUGUUUUGAUGUUGUCAGUCGCUGGCUGACCAACCGAGGGCCAUGCACAGAGAAGACUUCCUGCUUGCGUGAUUGGACAGUAGGGGAUUAUGACAAUGAGGAGGAUGGUCUGUGGACAUAUAACAUUGACAUGUUGAUGUUUUAUAACAGAUCAGUUGGGAGUGUGUAGUGUACACAUGUGGUAACAAAUUAUGGAUUAGCCUGUCGAUUUCAGCUGUGGCGCAAUUUACAUUUGUCUACCAAUGUUUAUGUACAAAUACAUGUAUUAAGCUCACAUGGUUACAUAGACACAGAUUCCUAAUUUGGUAAAGGAUAUCUGUCUCUAAAGCAGCAAUACAUGUUUGUCACGGUUGAAGAAGCUUCACCUUGAAAAUUUAACGAGAAGUGAAAAGUAUCUCUUUGAUGGAAACAUCAAUUACAAGAAACUAAUCAGUGAUUGACAACGCAAUGGAAGCUCGAGCGAUCUUGUACAUAACAUUUGAGACUAUAAUAGGCUUUGUAUCUGUGGUAGGCAAUGGCCUUGUCCUUGUCGCUAUCUACAAGACACCCAAGCUACAGACGACCACAAAUUGUUUCAUUGCGAGUUUGGCACUGGCUGACCUUUUUGUGGGGAUUGUAGUCGCACCAUGUGCCGCUCUCAGUUUUCUCAAUCUCAGCAUGGACUUUUAUGCAUGUGUUUUCAUAAACUCUGUCAUAAUUCUUUUUACUCAAGUGUCAAUUUUCGGACUUUUAGCCGUGGCGAUUGAACGCUUUGUCGCCAUCAAACAUCCAUUCCUGUACCAACGUGUCAUGACCAUUCCCCGUGCCAUCAUGGCCCUUGUUGUCACAUGGAUAUUUGCGAUCCUGAUCGGGCUGGUUCCGAUGUUCGGAUGGAAUCUGGGACAAACUGGUUACAAGACAUGUGGUUUCACAGACGUCAUUGACAUGAAUUACAUGGUGUAUUUUAACUUUUUUGGCUUUGUGAUUACGCCACUGAUAAUUGUCAUGUUAAUCUACAUCUAUAUAUUCAUCAUCGUCAAGCGACAGAUGAGACAGAUCGCAGCCCUCGAGGUGGCAGCUGAGGGAAAGAAGAAGAACAAGAAAUUUAUGAAGGAAAUCAAAGCAGCUAAAUCUCUGGCCAUGGUUAUUGGACUUUUUGCAAUAUGCUGGCUGCCUGUGCACAUCUGUAACACCCUAACACUGAUAUGUGGGAUGGAAUGCUCCGUCCCUUAUGAGUUCCUGUUGGCAGCAAUUGUGUUGAGUCAUGCUAACUCUGUGUUAAACCCCUUCCUGUAUGCCUAUGGAAACACACAGUACAAGAACGCCUUCAGGAAAAUAUUCUUCUGUGGUACCAGGACUGGUCAGUUGAACACUGAUGAAAAUUCAGGGAACAACUCAAACAUGACCCGUGACAAUCUUGAAACAAGAAAUGGCGCCGUUCCAUCAACAAUGGUAAAGUACUGAAAGUGUGACGAACGUCAGAUUUUGUCACGACAAAAUACUGACAGAAGUUAGAACAAAUGUAUUUAUUAGCACUGUAAGGAUAUUGGUGUAACCCAGGUAAGAGAAACGUAGUGUUCAGACCUAAUCUUGCUCAAGUCCCUUCCAAUAGUACAAGUCCAUCUUAACCAGUGAAUUCUGGGUAAGAAUUGGUCACCUUCAACCUAUGCUGGUCAAAAGAGGUGACCGAAUGGAUCAGACGGUCAAGUUUGGUGAUUUUGUGUCAUUGUACCCCAUAUUGAUUGUUACAGCAUCAGUCACUGAAAUGUCUGGUCCAGACUUGAUUAUUUACAGUCUGUCAUCAAAAAGCUGAAAUAUUGCUGAAUGGCAUCAAACAACAAGUAAACCAGCUGAAACUACAUCUCACAGUCAUGAUGCCAUUUAUCCAUGUUCCCCUCCUGCUGUUCAGUUACAAUGAAAGUGUAAACUAUGUGACCCGGAAUACACACGCCAUCAUAUUUCUGAUUUAAAUGUUCAACAUGUGUUAAUAAUUGAAUGUGCCAUUUAUCCAUGCUGCUGUCAAACAGGGCUAGGUCCGGAAUAUGUUUGUUUGUUUUGUUUUAGAAGAAGUAUUUAUAUUUGUGUUGACACAUUGUGAUUUAGCAUUGUUACUUUGUUCUCAAAUAUUUAUGUAAAAUAUGUACAUAUUUAAAGAUAUUUCUUCAUUUAUUGACAUUGAUAACAGUAUUGUGCUAUUGCAAGGGUAGUGUGAGUACAGGAUUUGAACACAAUCAGAUAAGGAAAUCAAUCUGAAGGUACACCAGUCAACUAGUGCACACAAUAUAGUCAGUAACUGUAACUGCAAGAAGCCUCGACUUUGUAGAAGCCAGUUUCAUGGGGUUAGUCUAAAUUGUCUGCUAUGCCACUGACAUAAAUAUCUCCCCUCUUACCAAAUUACAACAGUUUUAGCUGUAUGUUACAAAAUUAUCAAACAGAGAAGUAACUCUAAAAGGAAGUAUCAUUUCUUUUCUAUCCAUCAAAUAUUUUCUGUGCAGAAUGAGUUCUUGUUUUAUCAUUAAAGUUUAUGUAUUUUCACGAAGUAGCACAUACCAUGUUAAAUAUUUCUCUAUGGGAAAGGCAAGCCUGAGACCAAGGAAAUGGGUGUUAUGACUUACAGGAGGAGCAAAGAACUGUCAAAUAACAUCUAGCGCCAUUUAGAGGAGGAGUAAUUACAGUGACAAAUAUUUAUUUACAGCAACUCUUGGCUCUAGGCAGUUGUACAAACAGAUAUGUAGAGUGUAGGUCAAGAGCGGUUAAACCUGACAAGCUGAUGGUACUACGCCACUAGUAACUAGAGUACUCUAUGUCCAGUUGUUCUAACUUUAGCAUAUAUCAGUAUUUUUCUCCUUAAUGCACUCAGCAGUCAUCUAGUCUCCCAAAUUUCAUUUUUCACUGAAGGAAACAGUUUUAAAUUAUCUGAAAUAAUUAUAAUGAAACAUUAGAAUAGAGACUUUCUCCACUUUCAUUGAAACUGUAGGAAUCUAGCCUGGAGAACUACUGUAUGGACUUACAUGGGCUGUACUGGAAGUAUUUCUUUAAUGAUCUGGGUGCCGUUGUACAAAACAACCUUAGCGCUAAGGUAACCGUAACUCCCAUACCUUAACAUAGACUUAAGGUAGUCUUAGCGUUAAGGUUGUUUAGUACAACGGCACCCAG
Messenger RNA from Haliotis rubra (blacklip abalone), 3750 nucleotides. Its product is annotated as adenosine receptor A3-like. The record is from RefSeq and is a predicted model, not a curated record. The transcript is spliced from 2 exons. NCBI's taxonomy places the organism in Eukaryota, Metazoa, Mollusca, Gastropoda, Lepetellida, Haliotidae. Gene Ontology annotation, biological process: G protein-coupled adenosine receptor signaling pathway. Gene Ontology annotation, molecular function: G protein-coupled adenosine receptor activity. Gene Ontology annotation, cellular component: membrane. Bases 1063 to 2058 code for a protein of 331 amino acids.